Mus pahari (shrew mouse) is the source of this 3134-nucleotide messenger RNA. It is a transcript of the gene Mgat4c, whose product is annotated as MGAT4 family member C. Gene Ontology annotation, molecular function: acetylglucosaminyltransferase activity. Gene Ontology annotation, biological process: protein N-linked glycosylation. The coding region runs from base 838 to 2274 and encodes 478 amino acids. The record is from RefSeq and is a predicted model, not a curated record. Lineage: Eukaryota; Metazoa; Chordata; Mammalia; Rodentia; Muridae. The transcript has 9 exons.
ACUAGACACUUUAAAAUACUAGAUUUAGCAGCAGUCACAUUAGCUUAGAUAAUGGGAGAAUUUUUCUUCAUUGAAAAUGCUCUCUGUCGCUUAAGAACUUACUGAGGCAGUCUGCCAUCUAGCUUUUUCACAGAAAAACAGGCUUGCAGACUGCAGAUGAGAGAGUCUGGAGCAGAGACAGUUUUAACUUAGCCAUUCCUAAUUUAUCUCAAGCGUUUUCAAUUCAUCUUCACUGCUCUGUGCACACAGGAACACCAGAUUGCCAUCCCUGGGGAACAGAACGCAACCGGGGAUCUAGAGAGCUGUCACAUUCCAAGAAAUAUUUAAAUUGUGCUGGUUUUCUUCUGGAGAGCUGAGCCCAGGGAAUGAAACUCUCCAUCCAGUCGUAGCUUUGCGGGCAAUAGAUCAGAGGAUAUUGCCAGGCUCCUAAUGGAUUAUUGUUAUCGGGCAGGUUUUCUCUGAAGAGUCCUGAUGUCUCCCAGAUGCUAGGCUAAUAUCCAAAGGGAUUGGAGAUCAGCCAGAUCAGUUGUGUGCACAAAGACACUUUGGAUUUGUCUUUUAAAUCAGCAGUUCCAUCCACAGAAUGCUACAGCAAGGCUGAAGCAUCAUUCCAUCUGGAGAGUCCAUGCCAAUUAUACUCUGGCCACAACUGUCAAGGCUAUCAACAAAUUAAAUACUGAUUGCUCGGGCUGCAGGAUAAUGGCCUCGGAACAAUUUGCAUAAAGGUGACAAUAGCUUUUAUACAGGACAGAUUAUGUCAGCUUCUUUCUUAAGGUAUGUUAUUUGGUACUACUGAAUUCAAGUUGGUUUACCUGAUCUCUUGCCGUACAGGAGAGGAUGCUUAAAUUUUAUCAAAUGAAAUAUAUUUUUCAAAUAUUGGAUAAAAUGAGAUGCUUGCGAAAACGGUCUACAGUGUCAUUCUUGGGAGUUCUUGUUGUUUUUCUACUAUUCAUGAACUUGUAUAUUGAAGAUAGCUAUGUUCUGGAAGGCGACAAGCAACUUAUAAGGGAAACAUCAACACAUCAACUUAAUUCUGAACGAUAUGUUCACACUUUCAAGGAUUUAUCAAACUUCUCAGGAACCAUAAAUGUCACCUAUCGCUAUCUGGCUGCCACACCUUUACAGAGAAAACGAUAUCUCACAAUUGGACUUUCGUCAGUGAAACGAAAAAAAGGAAAUUAUUUACUUGAGACAAUCAAGUCAAUUUUUGAACAGUCCAGCUACGAAGAACUAAAGGAAAUUUCAGUCGUAGUGCAUCUAGCAGACUUCAAUUCAUCAUGGCGAGAUGCCAUGGUCCAAGAUAUUACACAGAAAUUUGCCCAUCAUAUUAUUGCAGGAAGAUUAAUGGUUAUACAUGCUCCGGAAGAAUAUUAUCCAGUUCUGGAUGGUCUUAAAAGGAAUUACAAUGACCCAGAAGAUAGAGUCAGAUUUCGCUCCAAGCAAAACGUAGAUUAUGCUUUUCUGCUAAAUUUCUGUGCCAAUACUUCUGACUAUUAUGUGAUGCUUGAAGACGAUGUACGGUGUUCCAGAAAUUUCUUAACUGCCAUCAAGAAAGUCAUAGCAUCCUUGGAAGGAACAUACUGGGUAACUCUUGAGUUCUCUAAACUUGGCUACAUUGGUAAACUCUAUCAUUCUCACGAUCUCCCACGUCUGGCCCAUUUCUUAUUAAUGUUCUAUCAGGAAAUGCCCUGCGAUUGGCUAUUGACUCACUUCCGAGGGCUUCUGGCUCAGAAAAAUGUGAUUCGAUUUAAACCUUCUCUCUUUCAGCACAUGGGGUAUUAUUCGUCCUAUAAAGGAACGGAGAAUAAACUGAAGGAUGAUGACUUUGAAGAGGAGUCCUUUGACAUCCCUGAUAACCCCCCAGCGAGUCUCUACACCAACAUGAAUGUCUUUGAAAACUAUGAAGCGAGCAAGGCUUACAGUAGUGUUGAUGAGUAUUUUUGGGGAAAGCCACCUUCAAUAGGAGAUACGUUCGUUAUUGUAUUUGAAAAUCCGAUUACAAUUAAAAAAAUUAAAGUGAAUACUGGAACAGAAGACCGGCAGAAUGACAUCUUACAACACGGAGCCCUAGAUGUGGGGGAAAAACUUAUUUUUAGCAAACAAAUAAGACAAUGUGAUACUUACUUAAGACUAGGGGAAUUCAAAAAUGGAUACUUUGAAAUGUCAGAUGUGAGUCAAAAAAUUCCCUUUGACAUACAUUGCAUGAGGAUAUGUGUUACCAAAACACAGAAAGAAUGGCUGAUAAUUAGAAGCAUCAGUAUUUGGACUUCCUAGCAGAGUCAAUCAGUAUCAUGAGAUUCUGAAGCAGGUCUUCCUGUUUCAGUUUUUGCUAUCUUCUUCUUUUGCUACUUAAGUCUUUUGGAGGGCAACCAAUUGCUGUGCCAUGUCACAAGAAAAAUGAAUCAUCUCGGCAGUUUUGAUUGUAGUUUUACCUCUUGUUUUUUUUUUUCUUCCCACUUUUGAAGUUGAAUAUCAUUCUGUAGUUAAAAUUGAUUUCAUUCAUACAUUUAAAUGUUCAUAGUUUCAAAUUUCAACCAAUUGCCAAAACAGUGAUAUAAAAGGUUUAGCAUGAGAAAAUUCCUUUAAAAUAAUUAAUUAAUUAAAAAACAGUUGCCAACUGGGCACACUUAUGAAACAGUUUGAUAAUUUAUAUAGGUUCAGAAAGAUUCUUAAUAAGAUUAUAUGAGAUAUGCAGAUUGGUUGCAAUCAUAAAAUGGGAUAAUUUUUCUUAUAAGUUUAGGCUUUCAAUGACUGAUGAAUUUCUACAAGUAAUACCUCCUCAUAGAAGUGGUGUCUUUUCAAAAGACUAUUUGCGUAAGUAGAGCUAUGGAAAAAACAGAUUAAAAGUCGUCAUUCAUCUGGUUAUUUAUAUAAGAAGGAACAUUGCUCAUUGUUUUAAAACCUUUAAUUGAGCACAUAUUGAUAAAUUUUCCACGAGAAUAAGUCUAUUUCUAACUUCCCUUUUGAAAAACAAAUAGUUAAGCUCAGUAUUGGAAGGCUGCAUUGGAUACCUGCAAUUAAUAGAGAAAGAGAGAUGGCUUACUGUUAGUCCAUUCCUACAAACAUUUUCAGUAAAUGUAGAAAAAAAUGAAAUUGAUUUUAUAUAUUUUGUAUUAAAACUCAUGUGAUUAAAA